UCGAGCGAGUGAGUAUGAUGGUGAUCCUGCUGAACUGUGUGACGCUGGGGAUGUACCAGCCCUGCGAGAACAUCGACUGCUCCUCCGAACGCUGCCAGAUCCUGCAGGCCUUCGAUGCCUUCAUCUACAUCUUCUUUGCGCUGGAGAUGGUGGUGAAAAUGGUGGCGCUGGGGAUCUUCGGCCGGCGCAGUUAUCUGGGAGACACCUGGAACAGACUGGACUUCUUCAUCGUGAUGGCCGGGGUGGUGGAGUAUUCACUGGAUCUGCAGAAUGUCAACCUGACGGCCAUCCGGACGGUCAGAGUCCUGCGGCCACUCAAAGCCAUCAACAGAGUCCCAAGCAUGAGGAUCCUGGUGAAUCUGCUGCUGGACACACUGCCGAUGUUGGGCAACGUGCUGCUGCUCUGCUUCUUCGUCUUCUUCAUCUUUGGCAUCAUCGGUGUGCAGCUCUGGGCUGGACUUCUGCGAAACCGCUGCUAUCCAGAGGAGAACUUCACCCACUCAACAGGUGUGGCACUCCCUGCUCCGUAUUACUCUCCCGAUGAGAAGGACGAGAGGCCCUUCAUCUGCUCUUUGCCGCAGGAUAACGGCAUCAUGUCGUGUGGUGACGUGCCGGCACGGCGUGUGGUGGGACAUCAGUGCUGUCUGGACGUGGAUGAUCUUCUGCACCAUCAGGCUCUGGGCCUCGUGACCGAGCCCUUUCUCAACGCCAGCGCUGUCGUCCCCGGGCUCUGUGUCAACUGGAACCAAUACUACACCCGUUGCCACACCGGACACAGAAACCCACACAAAGGAGCCAUCAACUUUGACAACAUCGGAUACGCCUGGAUCGUUAUAUUUCAGGUUAUUACUCUGGAAGGCUGGGUGGAAAUCAUGUAUUAUGUCAUGGAUGCUCACUCAUUCUACAACUUCAUCUACUUUAUUCUGCUGAUUAUAGUUGGCUCGUUCUUCAUGAUAAACCUGUGUUUGGUCGUCAUAGCGACUCAGUUUUCAGAGACUAAACAGCGCGAGCAUCAGCUGAUGGAGGAGCAGCGAGCUGCCCGUCUGUCCUCCAGUACACUGGACUCGCUGGUUGGACCCAGUGACUGCUACGAAGAAAUCUUCCAGCUCGUCUGCCACAUCCUCCGCAAGGUGCGCCGACGCACUGCUGCUUUCUGCAGGAUGCUCUGCUACAAACCUCCGGAGCAGAUGGAUGAGAAGACAAACAUCAAUGGAAGAGAGAAGAGCCUCCAACAACAAGAUGGCGCUGCACCUUCCACCUCAGCAGCCAAUCAGGAGACAGAAGAGGAGGCAGCCGAGGAGAAAGACAGGAACAAGAGGGUGGGGGGGGCGUGUCGGAGGCGGAGCCGCAAGCUUUUGAUGGAGAUGAGGGUCAAACUGCGGGGCAUCGUGGAGAGUAAAUACUUCAACAGAGGAAUCAUGGUGGCCAUCCUCAUUAACACCAUCAGCAUGGGCAUAGAGCACCAUGAGCAGCCGGAGGAGCUCACUAAUGUUCUGGAGAUCUGUAACAUAGUCUUCACCAGUAUGUUUGCUCUGGAAAUGAUUCUCAAGCUCACAGCAUUCGGCUUCUUUAAUUACCUGCGCAAUCCGUACAACAUCUUUGAUGGGAUCAUCGUGAUCAUCAGCGUGUGUGAGAUCGUGGGUCAGUCUGAUGGCGGUCUCUCGGUGCUCCGAACCUUCCGCUUGCUGCGGGUCCUGAAGCUGGUUCGGUUCAUGCCGGCGCUGCGCAGACAGCUGGUGGUUCUGAUGAAGACCAUGGACAAUGUGGCCACAUUCUGCAUGCUGCUGAUGCUCUUCAUUUUCAUCUUCAGUAUUUUGGGAAUGCAUAUAUUUGGCUGCAAGUUCAGUCUGAAGACGGACACCGGAGACACGGUCCCAGACAGAAAGAACUUUGACUCUCUAAUGUGGGCGAUCGUCACUGUGUUUCAGAUCCUGACUCAGGAGGACUGGAACGUGGUGCUGUAUAACGGCAUGGCCUCCACGUCUCCUCUGGUGGCUCUGUACUUCGUGGCUCUGAUGACGUUUGGGAACUACGUGCUGUUCAACCUGCUGGUGGCCAUUCUGGUGGAGGGAUUUCAGGCUGAAGGGGAUGCCAAUCGCUCGUACUCUGAUGAUGAUGAUGAAGGAACUUGCUCUAAUGGAAGUGAACAGCACAAAAACUCACUUACGUCCUCUGAUCCCAAGCUGUCAUCUUUCACUCCUAAUGGGCAUCUGGAUCUGGCACCGCUGGCGGAGGAGAAGACCAGGACAGAGUUCUCAGAGGAAAACCACCAGAGCAAAACCAUCUGCCUGGGCAGGAGAUCCUCAUCUCUGCUCCACAGCCGCAGUGCCCAUUACCACCACUGGGGGUGUCCUCCCUCUCAGCCAUCCUGGAGCCGGAGGUGUAGCUGGAACAGCGCGGGUCACUCCGUCCGUGGCCUGAGGGCCGGAGGAGUCAUUGGGGGGAGCUUACGGGUCCGCAGCAUUCACUCAAACCCCGCUGAACAUGAGUCUCUCCUGCUCCAUCCGCCCUUCCUGUCACGCCAACACGGCCGCGCUCUCUCACUCGAGCUGCCCAAGCUCCUGCAGCGCCCCCUGCUGGUCCGGAAGAAGAGCGUGUCUGCAGAACACCAGGACUGUAAUGGGAAGGGCCCGGGCCCUCAGGGGACACUGCUUGGAGAGGUUUAUCCACAGCUCAACGCACGCAAAGACAAGAACGACCUAGUGGAAGAUACGGAAUAUAGCCUCUGCUUCCGUAUCCAGAAGAUGAUGGAGGUUUAUCGUCCUGACUGGUGUGAGAAGAGAGAGGAUUGGUCCAUUUACUUAUUCUCCCCGCAGAACAAGUUUCGUCUGCUGUGUCAGACGAUCAUCGCUCAUAAGCUCUUUGACUAUGUGGUUCUGGCUUUCAUCUUCCUCAACUGCAUCACAGUGGCUCUGGAGAGACCCAGAAUCCAUCAGGGCAGUCUGGAGCGAGUCUUCCUCACCAUCUCCAACUAUGUUUUCACUGCCAUCUUUGUGGCCGAGAUGACAGUCAAGGUGGUCUCUAAGGGUCUGUAUCUGGGUGAUCGGGCGUAUCUGCGCAGCAGCUGGAACAUUCUGGACGGGUUUCUCGUCUUCGUGUCUCUGGUUGAUAUCGUGGUGUCGAUGACGGGUGGAGCGAAGAUCCUGGGCGUCCUGCGCGUGCUCAGACUGCUGAGAACAUUACGCCCCCUCAGGGUGAUCAGUCGAGCUCCGGGUCUGAAGCUGGUGGUGGAGACUCUGAUCACGUCACUGAAGCCCAUCGGAAACAUUGUCCUCAUCUGCUGCGCUUUCUUCAUCAUCUUCGGCAUCCUGGGAGUUCAGCUCUUCAAAGGGAAGUUCUAUUACUGUGUGGGUUUGGAUGUGAAGAACAUCACCAAUAAAUCCGACUGUCUGUCUGCCAAUUACCGCUGGGUUCAUCACAAGUACAACUUUGACAAUCUGGGGCAGGCUCUGAUGUCCCUGUUUGUGUUGGCAUCUAAAGAUGGAUGGGUAAAUAUCAUGUACCACGGGCUGGACGCUGUCGGGAUCGACCAGCAGCCCGUCAUCAAUAACAACCCCUGGAUGCUGCUGUACUUCAUCUCCUUCCUGCUGAUCGUCAGUUUCUUCGUCUUGAACAUGUUUGUGGGUGUGGUGGUGGAGAACUUCCACAAGUGCCGUCAGCAUCAGGAGGUGGAGGAGGCGCGGCGGAGGGAGGAGAAGCGGCUGAAGCGCAUGGAGAAGAGGAGGCGCAAGGCCCAGCGGCUGCCGUAUUACUCCUCGUACGGUCGUGUUCGGCUGAUGAUUCACUCGUUCUGCACCAGUCAUUAUCUGGACCUCUUCAUCACCCUCAUCAUCUGCAUCAAUGUGGUCACCAUGAGCCUGGAGCACUUCAACCAACCACAGUCGUUGGAGACAGCGUUGAAAUACUGCAACUACUUCUUCAGCUCUACGUUUGUGGUGGAGGCCAUGCUGAAGCUCAUCGCAUUCGGCUUCAGACGCUUCUUUAAAGAUAGAUGGAAUCAGCUGGACCUGGCCAUCGUGCUGCUCUCUGUGAUGGGAAUCACUCUGGAGGAGAUUGAAAUAAGCGCUUCGCUUCCCAUCAAUCCCACCAUCAUCCGCAUCAUGAGGGUCCUGCGCAUCGCCCGCGUUCUGAAGUUGUUGAAGAUGGCCACAGGAAUGAGAGCGCUGCUCGAUACCGUGGUGCAGGCGUUACCGCAGGUGGGGAAUCUGGGUUUGCUCUUUGUUCUGCUGUUCUUCAUCUACGCUGCGCUCGGAGUCGAGUUGUUUGGAGAACUGGUGUGUAAUGUUGAUUACCCGUGUGAAGGCAUGAGUCGUCACGCCACGUUUGAAAACUUCGGCAUGGCGUUCCUGACUCUCUUCCAGGUGUCUACAGGAGAUAACUGGAACGGCAUCAUGAAGGACACGCUGCGCGAGUGUCCGCCGGGUGACAACUAUUCGUGUAACUCCAGCCUGCAGAUCAUCUCGCCCAUGUACUUUGUCAGCUUCGUUCUGACGGCUCAGUUCGUCCUGAUUAACGUGGUGGUGGCCGUGCUGAUGAAGCACCUGGAUGACUCCAAUAAAGAGGCACAGGAGGAUGCAGAGAUGGACGCAGAGAUCGAGAUGGAGCUGGCGCAGGGCAGUCUGUGCUGUAUGGGGCGUCUGGAGCGGGCCACCGGGGUUGAUGCGGGCGAGAGGCUGGCGAUGGCUGUGGUUCACACCAACACUAACACCAGCCAGAGCAGAUUCCCACAGAACCAGAGGAGACUCUACUCACCGGCACAGGAGAACCAGUGGCUGGAGAGCGUCUCUCUGCUGAUGAAGGACUCGCUGGAUGGAGAAAUGCAGAUGAUUGAUAAUCUAUCAGGAUCUGUGUUCCACCAUUACUGCUCUCCACCAAUCAGACGAGACAGCAGGAGCCAAUCAGAAGAGAUCCGGCUGGCGGAGGUCGAGCAAACCUCUCUGAUGUCAGAGCAGCUGUCAGAUAAAUCCUCCUCACCGGCGCUGACUGAUGACAUCAGCCUGGACGAGCACAGCGGCUGUAAGGAGCACGGCAGCACUGACCUGAGCACAGACGAGCUUGUGUGCAGAAGCUUUCUUCCUCAGAGCGAGGCGUCAAGCCCAGGGCGAGACAGACAGAAUGUGCGGCAUGAGACGAGUCACCACCGAGCAGGUGGCAGUGGAGGAGACGGCCAGACGUCUUCACCUUUCUUUCAUCUCCCGGCUGAGUUCUUCCACCCCAACACCGCUGUGAUUCCCCAGGGCAGCCCUGCCACCGGAGCGGCCCAGCCGGGCUCCAGACAUGCAUCUCCAGCCUCAUGGGCUUCUCUCAGGUCCCCAGGGGCCAACAGCAGGGUCAUGGGCUCUCAGACGUCCCACAGUAACUCCUCGCUGGCCACGGGCAGUUCAGUGGGCAGUCUGCAGAUCAUGCUGGAGGAGGGUGUCUCCCCCUCAGGAGACCUUACGCUACCCCUGAUCUGCAGAACCCACGUCCCUCCUCUAGAGCUCAGCCAGAGAUCUCGCACUCCACAGACUCUGUUCAAUCUCCAGGCCACCAGGGGGCACCACAGGAAUUGGAGAGGAUACAGUGACUGCACAAACCCUAACUGGAUCCGACAGGACCCCUUUGACAAGGACACUGGAUCAGUGGUUAGGGCUGGAGGACCCGGUCAGGAUGGUAAUCCAGAACAGUUAUCGGAUAAUUUGAGUAGCUUCUCUUUGACGUCUCUGCACCCGCCAGAUUCGCUGGCGCUGCCGCUGGCCAAGAAGUGCAACAGCACUGGGAGUUUAGUACAGGGGAGCCUAGUGGGGGGAAAAGAUGGGAGGUGCCUAUAUGGAUUCGAUUCUUGGACUGAAACAAAAGGUGAGGAAACUGAGAGGGAUGCGUCCCCUGUUGGUGUAAAGACGUGCAGCCAGACUGUGGCUCCUGGCUGCCGUAAGAACAGAUGAAAUGGGCGGUUCGGUCCAGGUAUGGGACACUGUGUGGUCUCUUCCGUGAACUCAUCUCCACAUUUAUCUCGAAUGACACAAACCUGUUUCUUGUUGUGCUACUGACCAGCUAAAACUUACAGCCACAGCAACACAGUGUCUUUUCUUCUUCAGGGCAUCACACUGGACGCCUCUGAGGAGAUGCAGUAGUCAUGGAGUAGUGUUGAAUGUUCUCAGUUCAUUCAUUCAUAGGCAAAAACAGACUAAGAACAUCACCAGCCGGAGUGUGUAGUGAUCUUUAGGUGACACUGAGUGUGUAGCACGUGACAUGUUUAAAUCCAGAAAGAUGCUGUACGAUGCUGCGUUCAUGUCAUGUCGAAAUUACUGCCAUUAUGAGUACUGUGGUUGAGAAAGUCAUUUUCUUCUAAGAGCAUGUUAAAACACUGGAGGAUAUGCCUUUUUUUUUUCAGAGG
Messenger RNA from Carassius carassius (crucian carp), 6376 nucleotides. Its product is annotated as voltage-dependent T-type calcium channel subunit alpha-1I-like. Gene Ontology annotation, cellular component: voltage-gated sodium channel complex; voltage-gated calcium channel complex; neuron projection. The transcript is spliced from 35 exons. Gene Ontology annotation, biological process: calcium ion transmembrane transport; neuronal action potential; positive regulation of calcium ion-dependent exocytosis. NCBI's taxonomy places the organism in Eukaryota, Metazoa, Chordata, Actinopteri, Cypriniformes, Cyprinidae. Gene Ontology annotation, molecular function: low voltage-gated calcium channel activity; voltage-gated sodium channel activity. The record is from RefSeq and is a predicted model, not a curated record. The coding region runs from base 15 to 5924 and encodes 1969 amino acids.